AUGUGGAAUAGCCGACUGUCGAAGCACAAGAAGCUGGUGAUCAACUGUGCGGAAGCGAUUCAAAAAUGCUCAUCGUCAAACAGUUGCCCAUCGCGACCACCACUUGCUAGCCGCGCUCCAUCGGAUUUACAAGAGAAAAUGAAAAGACUCAAACAUUUGGAACAUUUUCCUGAGAUUUACCCGGAUUUCGCUCAAUCGCCUGUAUGGAAUCGACGCGUUGCUUUGAGAGAAGAGUUGGAACGAGCCGACAUGCUCGAAAGACGAAUGCAACUUGACAUUCCGGAAUUCUAUGUUGGCUCGAUACUUGCUGUGACGUCAUCCGAUCCAAAUUUGGCCACAAAAGAGAACCGAUUUGUUGGAAUUUGUAUAAGAAGAGAACGCGAGGGGCUACAGCAUCGAUUCGUUUUGAGAAAUGUAAUCGAAGGAAUCGGUGUUGAGGUAAUGUACGAGCUCUACAACCCAACAAUCAAGAAAAUCGAGUGUUUGAAGUUGGAAAAACGGCUAGACAGCGAUUUAACUUAUCUCAUCGAUGCAUUGCCUGAGUAUUCGACUUUUGAUUUCAACAUGGAGGGAUUUGCUCAUCCAGCCGGCACGCCAAUACCCGUGAAUCCGCUAAAGGUCAAGAUGAAGCCUUAUCCCUGGGCAACUCGCUGGGAGUUACGCGGCUGUAAAGGAAUUGAAGACGCUUGGACGCAACAAUCCGCGUAUUUCAAGAGGAAAUUCCAGAAGACAAAAAUGAAUGACUAUUUGCAAUACGAUUUCAUCGCCAAUUAUCGGACGGACAGCAUUCUCGAACACGAGUUGAAGGUUGAGGAAGAUAUGCAAACUUUUGAGAAAUCACGACACGAAGCUGGUCUUACUAGACGUCGAAUUUUCAGAUCAGCGGCUGCAUCAAAAGCU
Messenger RNA from Mesorhabditis belari, 900 nucleotides. NCBI's taxonomy places the organism in Eukaryota, Metazoa, Nematoda, Chromadorea, Rhabditida, Rhabditidae. The record is from the annotation of a GenBank genome assembly.